CCUCGAUCGUCAAAUAUGGAUUGAGCGUCUAUAGCUGCUUCAUGGCUUUCUCUUCCUUUGCAAUUUCUAACUCAUGAGCGGUCGCAUUUGAAUUUGAGAAGUUACUGAUUAUCCUUCCGCAGUGCGACGGUGACUGGCACGUUUGCCAACUAUUGACAACUUGACGCCAUUGGCAGACGUCCACCAAAAAUAGAAGACAGGACAACAUGGCGGUAUCCGGGUCGUAAGUACUAUUUAUAUUCAGCAUGAACUUACUCGCAAAAGGUAUUGUUCCUAUGCAAAAGAAUCACGAUCCGUGUGUGAAAGCUUUGCACUUAAUAGCAUGCAGCAUGUCGUAACGUGAAUUGGCCAACCACAGAGUAUCCAUGCGCGUCGCUGUCUUGAUGACAUCGGUCAUUCUGUCUGUACUAAAGGUCUGCCACCAGCUCUUUGAAGCUUCAAUGGGAACCACUCUAUCGUGGCUAACAUAGGUACGGGAGUCUUCUGCUUGUCUCAGGGGUCUCAAUACAUCGUGUCUCAGCGAAGAUCUUUCAAAGUCUCCAUUCUGACAUCUGUGUGAAGUUGCUCGGCGUUGAGAGUCUAGGAUCCUGCUGAUUCCAAUCACUAUGGCUACCAUGGUAUGUCUUGUCAUAGAAUGACGGAGACAAAUCGUAUGGUCGAGGAUGGACGGUGAUGUAUCAAUUUCCAAAUUAGCUAUUCUUAACAAAGCUCCAUCUGUCAAUCUAUCCAAUGUGUACACUCUUCUUCUACGGGAGACCUGUGCGAAAGAUGGACCAGCGGCGAGAUUGACUACAAAGAUGUCCAACCACCAGAAAGAUCUCCCCAGAGUCGGUCUGGCUACCUACCCGACGCAUUGCUCAAAAUCCUCUUGGCAUAUUAUGUUCUCGUGGAACGAGGACCGACAAGCCAAUGAAAAGGCAAUCGUCAUCAAAGUCUUGCAUUUCACAGCCGGUCUGUAUUUCUGGGAAUUCCUCACAACACUGGACUUCGAGUGGAGCUUCAUAUCGAGAAGGCGCGCGUUCAAAUGGCCAAUGCUCUUUUACUUCUUGAAUCGCUACUGCUAUCUCGCUGCAAUCACCUGCCUUUUAUACACUGAGGACGCUCCUCUGACGACAAGGAUCAAUUGUGGUGCAUUGUACAACUUCAUCCAGAUCGCCGGCAACAUGGCCGUUGGCUUUGCAAGUCUUAAUCUGGCCAUACGCACAAUCGCCAUCUGGUCUGGCAACAAAUAUGUCAUCACGGCCCUGACAAUCAUGAUGCUCGGACAGUGGGCUCUCAUAUUCCAAGGCGGCUCUCUGCAGCACGACUGGGUAUACGGUCUAGGCUGCGCCGAUCUUCAGACAAACAACAAAGUACUCGCAGCUACGUACAGUCUAUCCACAUUCCUCGAUACAGUCGUGCUAGUUCUUUCAGCGUGGAAAUUAAGGAUACUCGCCAAGGCAGUACAAAGCUCUAAGCUCGUGACUAUGCUCUUCAGAGACGGGUUGAUUUAUUUCAUCGUCGCGCUUCUCGGCAAUAUUGUUGUUGUCAUUUUCGAAGUCCUCAAUAUCGAUCCAAUCUUCGACGUCAUAUUCAAUAUCCCAUCUGUUGCGGUUAUCACGAUCGCUGCUACUCGAGCCGUCCGAAAUCUCCAGGAGCAGCUCAGCACAUCGCCGGAGACUAUAAUUCCAAGUGCUGCGUUCACGACUCGAUUUCCCUCCAUAGAAUCCCCCAUGAGCGUUCACACCUAUCAAUCCGUGUACCGAAGUCGUCAAUAUACUGUGGACAUGGAAUCCUUGGUCAUUCCGGAUCCUAAUAGGGAUAAAGCAAGUACCUAUGGCGAGGACGGGUCGCAGAUGAGGAAAGCGCAGUUGACUCCCUUGUUGUAUUGAACUUGACAAUUUGGAAAACGUCUCCAAUUAGACUUUUAGCCUCUUGCUACCGUAAUGUGUUCCACUCUUUUUUCGUGCUCUUGCUAUGUGCUGGACACUUUUGGAUCCGUCGAGACUCGCCUGUCCCUACUUGUAGACAUUGCAUGUAAAGAUACGUCGCUAAAUCAAAGCGUAAUAAUUCCUUCAUUUUUUGGACAUCUAAGAACACUGUCAACAACGAGUGAUACAAGUACAGAAGAAUUCAAUAACAGAGGCUCAUAACGUAAAGUCUACUACAAGUCAAUCAAAAGAUGAGACAAGGUUAAAUAACAAACAACCAGAACGCAGAAUAUCAU
Molecule: messenger RNA, 2206 nt
Organism: Somion occarium
Lineage: Eukaryota; Fungi; Basidiomycota; Agaricomycetes; Polyporales; Cerrenaceae
Source: the annotation of a GenBank genome assembly